UCGUCUCCGCCUUUGUAGCUCGCUCCCUCGCCGCAUCCUCCUCUCGCGUCCCUGUCGCGCUCGCGCGCGCCCGAGGACCCUGCAUCCCUCGCGUCCCCGCCCCCGGCCCCGCCCGCGCCGGUACCGCAUUGCCGUACUGCAGGGGCGCGGUGCACUGCGCCUGCUCGGGCGAUAGGUGGACCCCCCUCCUGGAGAGAUAAAACCGCCGGCGCCGGAGCCGCCAGUCCCUCUGGCUGAGACCUCGGCUCUGGACUCACUGCUCAGCGUCCCCUCAUCCUGAGCCAGAGCACCCCAGGUCGUGCCAGCCCCUCCCCACGCCCCAGGCAGAAUGGGCAAGGAGAAGACCCACAUCAACAUAGUGGUCAUCGGCCACGUGGACUCGGGCAAGUCCACCACGACUGGCCACCUCAUCUACAAAUGCGGGGGCAUCGACAAGAGGACCAUCGAGAAGUUUGAGAAGGAGGCUGCCGAGAUGGGGAAGGGCUCCUUCAAGUAUGCCUGGGUACUAGACAAGCUGAAGGCAGAGCGGGAGCGCGGCAUCACCAUCGACAUCUCCCUCUGGAAAUUUGAGACCACCAAAUACUACAUCACCAUCAUCGACGCCCCAGGCCACCGCGACUUCAUCAAGAACAUGAUCACAGGCACAUCCCAGGCGGACUGCGCCGUGCUGAUCGUGGCUGCAGGAGUGGGUGAGUUCGAGGCAGGCAUCUCCAAGAAUGGGCAGACCCGGGAGCACGCGCUGCUGGCCUACACGCUGGGCGUGAAGCAACUCAUCGUGGGGGUGAACAAGAUGGACUCCACGGAACCCGCCUACAGCGAGAAGCGCUAUGAUGAAAUUGUCAAGGAGGUCAGCGCCUACAUCAAGAAGAUCGGCUACAACCCGGCCACCGUGCCCUUCGUGCCCAUCUCAGGCUGGCACGGGGACAACAUGCUGGAGCCCUCACCCAACAUGCCCUGGUUCAAGGGCUGGAAAGUGGAGAGGAAGGAAGGGAAUGCCAGUGGCGUGUCCCUCCUGGAGGCCCUGGACACUAUCCUGCCUCCCACACGCCCCACAGACAAGCCCCUGCGUCUGCCGCUGCAGGACGUGUACAAGAUUGGUGGCAUUGGCACCGUCCCUGUGGGCCGAGUGGAGACAGGGAUCCUGAGGCCUGGCAUGGUGGUGACCUUUGCGCCCGUGAACAUCACCACGGAGGUGAAGUCAGUGGAGAUGCACCACGAGGCUCUGAGCGAGGCCCUGCCCGGGGACAAUGUCGGCUUCAACGUGAAGAACGUGUCAGUCAAGGACAUCCGCCGGGGCAACGUGUGUGGGGACAGCAAGUCUGACCCACCCCAGGAAGCCGCCCAGUUCACGUCCCAGGUCAUCAUUCUGAACCACCCUGGGCAGAUCAGCGCUGGCUAUUCACCAGUCAUUGACUGCCACACAGCCCAUAUCGCCUGCAAGUUUGCUGAGCUGAAGGAGAAGAUUGACCGUCGCUCCGGCAAGAAGUUGGAGGACAACCCCAAGUCCCUGAAGUCCGGUGAUGCAGCCAUUGUGGAGAUGGUCCCAGGGAAGCCCAUGUGUGUGGAGAGCUUCUCCCAGUACCCGCCUCUCGGCCGCUUCGCCGUGCGCGACAUGCGGCAGACAGUGGCCGUGGGCGUCAUCAAGAACGUGGAGAAGAAGAGCGGCGGCGCCGGCAAGGUCACCAAGUCGGCUCAGAAGGCGCAGAAGGCGGGCAAGUGAAGCGCGGGCGCCCGCGGCGCGACCCUCCCCGGCGGCGCCGCGCCCCGCCCCCGCCCCCACCCCCGGCCCCGUCCCCGGCGCGGCCCCGGCGCCUCGCCCCCCCGCCAGGCGCAUGUCUGCACCUCCGCUUGUAAGAGGCUCUCCGUCAGCGACUGGAUGCUCGCCAUCAAGGUCCAGUGGAAGUUCUUUAAGAGGAAAAGCGUCCCCGCCGCCCCGGCUUCCGCGUCCAGCCUUUGUCACGCUCAGUGCCCGUUUUACCAAUAAACUGAGCGACCCCA
This is a messenger RNA of Cervus elaphus (red deer), 1998 nucleotides long. RefSeq names its product eukaryotic translation elongation factor 1 alpha 2 (gene EEF1A2). Bases 329 to 1720 code for a protein of 463 amino acids. Gene Ontology annotation, biological process: translation; translational elongation. Gene Ontology annotation, molecular function: GTPase activity; translation elongation factor activity; GTP binding. The record is from RefSeq and is a predicted model, not a curated record. The transcript is spliced from 8 exons. NCBI's taxonomy places the organism in Eukaryota, Metazoa, Chordata, Mammalia, Artiodactyla, Cervidae.